AUGGAGAAAACGUUGCGUGAGAACCAUACGAUCCAUCUCAAGGAGGUGGACCGGCGGCCGCUGGAGCCGGGCUAUGUGGGCUGGCUGACCUUCAACGUGACCCGGGCGGCCGACCUGUGGAGAGUGUUCCCUGACUUCAACCUCGGCCUCUACAUCGAGGUCAUGCUGGAGGACGGCUCGACCGUGGUACCGGCCCAGGCGGGUAUCGUGGACGCGUUCGGCGAGGAGACGCAAGGACGCAAACGGAACCGCUCCUCGGAGCCGUACAGCCCGCUGAAGGAGCUGACCGAGAGGCGCGAGUACCGCGUCUGCCAGAAGCAGAACCUCUACGUCAGCUUCCGCGACCUGGGCUGGCAAGACUGGAUCAUCGCGCCAGACGGGUACGCAGCGUUCUUCUGCACCGGACUGUGCGCGUUUCCGCUCAACUCGCAGAUGAACGCCACCAACCACGCCAUCGUGCAGACGUUGACGCACUUGCUGGAGCCUUACACCUACCCCAAGCCGUCGUGCGCGCCCACCAAGCUCAACAGCAUCAGCGUGCUCUACUUCAACGACAACCUCAACGUUAUCCUGAAGAAGUAUAGGAAGAUGGUGGCCAGCAGCUGCGGCUGCCACUGAAGAUGAGGAAGCGGUGGGUGCACGGGCUCGCCGAACGCCAAGGCCAGGACAGGGGUCGACUCGGGGGGUGACGGUGCGGCGAUCUCCCCCGGACUCUCGCCAUGCACCGCCCUCAGCGCCGGCGGGAGAGCGCCGGAGCUGCUCACUUCGGCGUCGGCCGGCGGCAUGGGCCGGCCUGGGCUGGCAGUGCACGGGUCCGCCGACGCACCAACGUCCUCACUGCGAUGCCGGCAGGCGGGUGGUCCGCGGUGAGGAGCGGCGUCGCGCCGUCAGCGGAGGGGCUGGAGGGCGGAGCGCGGAGGACGGUCACAGCAGGGAGCGGCGGCGCGCCGAACGGCAGGCAGCCUGAGGACGUGCGAGUCGGGAGGGGGCCGCCGCGCCGCGCGGCAGUCAUGCGCAUUGCCGUCAGCACGCCAGGACUGGACGCCGACCGGAGCGAGCUGCGAGGAUUGACGUACGACCGACAGCAGCAGCUCGCACGGCGCCGCCGG
Molecule: messenger RNA, 1109 nt
Organism: Pollicipes pollicipes
Lineage: Eukaryota; Metazoa; Arthropoda; Thecostraca; Pollicipedomorpha; Pollicipedidae
Product: bone morphogenetic protein 7
Exons: 5
Coding region: 1-618 (205 amino acids)
Cellular component (GO): extracellular region
Molecular function (GO): cytokine activity; growth factor activity
Source: RefSeq, a predicted model, not a curated record